Anoplopoma fimbria (sablefish) is the source of this 378-nucleotide messenger RNA. Its product is annotated as lymphocyte antigen 6E-like. The record is from RefSeq and is a predicted model, not a curated record. The coding region runs from base 1 to 378 and encodes 125 amino acids. The transcript has 3 exons. NCBI's taxonomy places the organism in Eukaryota, Metazoa, Chordata, Actinopteri, Perciformes, Anoplopomatidae.
AUGUUGUUUCUGAUAAUCAGCUCACAUGAGGAGCAGGAGGAGCAGGAGGAGCAGGACCUCCUCCAGACGUUCGUGGGAAUGAACAGCCUGCAGGCAGCGCUGAGGGAGAAACACACCCACAGCAAACAUGUGACCUGUGAGGGAAUCGAGGACUUCUGCAUCACGACAGACUUGAGUGCAGGAAAUGGAUCGGUUCCCGUGAAGGGCUGUGCCUCCAAGCUCAUCUGCUCACCUGAAGCCGACGGUCUGCCGGGAGUCCUCAGAGCAAACAGAACCUGCUGUCAGGGGGAUUUCUGCAACCGCGGCAGCAUCCGAGGAGCCGACCUCCUGCUCCUGGUGGCUCCUCCUCUGCUCCUCUCUGUGGUCCAGCUCUCCUGA